This is a messenger RNA of Polyodon spathula (Mississippi paddlefish), 1277 nucleotides long. RefSeq names its product poly [ADP-ribose] polymerase 1-like. Gene Ontology annotation, molecular function: zinc ion binding. The transcript has 9 exons. The coding region runs from base 177 to 1262 and encodes 361 amino acids. NCBI's taxonomy places the organism in Eukaryota, Metazoa, Chordata, Actinopteri, Acipenseriformes, Polyodontidae. The record is from RefSeq and is a predicted model, not a curated record.
CUGUUUCCUCAUAUGGGAAAAUAGAGUCAAAAGCUGCAACAACACAACUAAACCCGGUCUGGUUAUUAAUAAAUAUAUACUUAUCUGCGCUGACGCUGCAUUAAUACAGAGUAGCUACAGUAUAGCGUAUCAUUUAUAUGUUGUGUAAUUGCUGAGGCACAUUUUACAGUGAAAUUAUGUCAAAAAGGCAAACUCGAAGUCAAAAUGCGGUGUCGCGGGUUGUAUGGGACAUCGACCCCAAAUCAGGUGAUCGUAAGCGUAAGGUCAAAGAUGAAGAGGAAGAGGAGGAGGUGAAGCCUGGCCCAGCGCUGAGGGAGGAAGACGGCUCAGAACCGCAGCUGCGUUGGGAGUGGGAGGGGGAUGCUGGGGAGUGGACAGCUUACUCUGAUCAACUCAACACUGCCAUCACUGAGGCCUUCCAGGCUGGUAAAUCGUCAGUGACAGUGUCUCCCAGCCCAGGAGUCAAACUCAAAGUGGACGUGAAGAAGUCAACCCAGCAGAACACACAGACUGGCUUUGAAAGAAGAGUACGACUUGCCGUACAGGACAAAAGGAAAUAUUUCUCCUGGAAGUGGCAGGGUGAUGACAGUAGCUGGGCUCCCUUCUCCCCAUCCCUCUCCCUCUGUCUGGAGGAAGCCCUGCAGAGGGUUGAGAAGAAGGUGCCAGUGACACUGGGCAGGACCGGCUACACUGUGGACCUAGUGAAGAUGGUGCAGAUCAACAACAAGACCAAAUACCAGAGGAAGAUCCAGAGAGAGGAGUCAGCGGCGGCCUUGUAUGUGAGUGACAAUGGCAGUGGAGACUUGGCCACAGCGAGACCCAGCACAAAGACAAAGGAGGAGGAAGAGGAGGCUAGAGAGAGGACCUCAGUGAAGAGACCAAAGAAGCAGGCUACAGCACAAGGCAGCUGGAAGAACCAGCAACAAACCUCCUCCACUCCAGAAGAUGCCACCGACAGCAAAGAGGAGGUCAGAACCGUGGUGAUGAAAGGGAAAGCUCCAGUGGAUCCCGAAUGUAAAGCCAAGCUGGGGAAGGCCCACGUCUACAGCGAGGGAGAAGCUGUCUAUGACGUGAUGAUGAACCAGACUAAUCUGCAGUUCAAUAAUAACAAGUACUACCUCAUUCAGCUUCUGCAAGACGACAACAGAAACGACUUCAGCGUGUGGAUGAGGUGGGGCAGAGUGGGUAAAGUUGGACAGAACUCAUUAACAGCCUGUGGAGGAGACCUGCUGAAAGCCAAGGACAUCUUCAAAAAGAAGUAAGAACCCUACACUGAC